Dentiscutata erythropus is the source of this 198-nucleotide messenger RNA. Lineage: Eukaryota; Fungi; Glomeromycota; Glomeromycetes; Diversisporales; Gigasporaceae. The record is from the annotation of a GenBank genome assembly.
AUGUAUAACUCAGCCAACGAGGAAAUAACUUUCGUUAAUUUCAUCCCGCUUACACCAAUCACUAGCCCCAAUUUUGGCUUUUCACUCUUGACGGAAUUUCUGGCACUCUUUCUCGUAGUAGCUGCAAGACAAGCAUUUAUUAAUCAGCAAUUAGAAACUGUCAAGCGUGAAUCAUGGUUUGUCGAAAGUUCUCAAAAC